Molecule: messenger RNA, 1694 nt
Organism: Salvia miltiorrhiza (redroot sage)
Lineage: Eukaryota; Viridiplantae; Streptophyta; Magnoliopsida; Lamiales; Lamiaceae
Product: protein FAR1-RELATED SEQUENCE 5-like
Exons: 2
Coding region: 624-1391 (255 amino acids)
Source: RefSeq, a predicted model, not a curated record
AUAGGUCUAGUGAUAUCCUCAACUCAACUAAAUUCAUGUCAUAUUUUGAAAAGGACGGAAUUGCCCUCGCAUAUAAAAUGGUAGUCGCAAAUCCCAACCCUCUUAACUCACUCUCAAUUGCUCGUGCUGCGGCCCCACUUGUUUCGGACACUGGCCACUUCGCCUCCUCAAAGUCAGCGGCGGCGACGCCAAUCUCUCCCUACGCCGCCGCCUCCGACUGUUUCAAGGCAAGGAGAUAGGCAUUUUUGUCGAGAGAAAAGAAGAAGAAGAAGAAAAGCAUCAAUUUUUUUGGUAUGAAGUAAUGGCUACAUCUACAUGUUUAGGGUUUUGAACUGUAUGGAUACAAAAAAGGGCUUCUUUAUAGCAUUUUUAUUGUGAAAGGUGCAUCAAAUAAAUUAUAGAUGUCUGAAGUAUACUAAAAUGAUCCAGCAGUAUUUAUAUGUCGAUAAAAGUCGAAAUUUUUGGAAUUAAUUUUCUAAUUAUUAAGCUGGUAGAGUUCUUGAAGUGAUUGUAGAAACUUGAGAGAAUUCUUGAUGUCCUUCCAGCUGAAGGCGAUCCUAAUUUGCAGAAUUUCUUAAUAUCAGGGUUCUUGAAGUAGGAGCUAGUUAUUGCUCAAGAUUUUGAUGGAUUAUGAGAUAAAUGGUGAUGUAAAUGGCGAAGUAGUAGGAAGUUCUACUAAUUAUGAAGGAAGAACAGAUGAUGACGAUACAAUUGUCGGGAGUUCUGCUGACGGGGUGCUCCAGCACGGACUAGAUAUUAAAGUGGACGAAGAUUCCUCCGAGAGGGAUUUGUUUCAACUGGAUGAGUUGCAGGAUGUUAAUUGCGUCACUCCUAUUGAUGAACCAUAUGUGGGCCAAGAGUUUGAGUCUGAAGCUGCAGCACAUGCUUUUUAUAACUCAUAUGCGACAAGAGUUGGUUUUGUCAUCCGUGUCAGCAAGCUUUCUCGAUCAAGGCGUGAUGGAACUGCCAUUGGUCGGGCACUGGUUUGCAACAAAGAGGGCUUCAGGAUGCCUGACAAACGAGAGAAGAUCGUACGCCAAAGGGUUGAGACAAGGGUUGGUUGCAGAGCCAUGAUUUUAGUUAGAAAAGUAAGUUCGGGUAAAUGGACAGUUACAAAAUUUGUAAAGGAGCAUACUCAUCCUCUAACUCCCGGUAAAGGCCGAAGGGAUCUCAUUUAUGAUCAAUACCCCAAUGAGCACGAUAAAAUCCGGGAACUAUCGCAACAGCUGGCAAUUGAAAAAAAGAAGGUUGCGACAUACAAAAGGCAUUUGGAAAUGAUAUUCGAACACAUUGAGGAACACAAUCAAUCACUUGGAAAGAAGAUCCAAAACAUUAUGAACAGCGUCAGAGAGAUGGAAACGAAAGAUCAACUAGAUCCUAGAUUCUGUUGAUAAAAUCAUGUUGUGCCGACAAUAGAAGGAAAAAAAACCAGUAUGAAGAUUUCUGUUGGAUGGAGAAAGUUUCUAGAACUAUAGUUGAUUAAAGUUUUUUCAAACUUUUAUCCCCAACUUAGGUCUGGAUUGAUAUGAACUAGUUUACAUUGCCUUUUUUAGUCCUCUGUACAUUUGUUGUAGGAAUAGUGGGCUCAGAGUGUGUAUUGUGUGCACUAUCAAUUGAAUAUGAAUUGAGAGGGUUUUACAUGUCUCAUGAAUUCAAAAUUUUGAUAAGAGUUAUGAAUUACUUUACAGGGAAAA